CGAGCAGCGGCUAAUGACAGCAGCUAGCGUUUAGACCAUAGACUGUGUGUAAUUUAGACCUCAGCCUGGACGUUAAAGGGGACAUAGGGAUGAUUAAAUAUUUCCCUGCCGUGUUACUUUAAUGAAUUCAAGUGUCUGCUGUGCUUACUUACUUUCCAGGGACAGUAUUAGCGUGUUUUGAUUUUGAUAACAAGCUAAGGAGCUAGCUCGCUUAGCCUCGGCUGAUUUUGAAGUCAUGAACUCUCUGGUCGGAUAUGGAGUGUCCUCUGAGUCUGACAGCGAUGGCGAGGAUGGAAACAAGGAUGGAGUCGGUUGUGUAAAGGAGGUGUGUGAUGAGGCAUCGGCUGCGAAAAAGAGCCGAAACUUCCUGCUGGAGUCUGGCUCAGCCUCCAGUGAGUCAGAAUCAGAGGAAGAGGACACACAAACGUCUUCAUUAAUACCACUUACCCAAAAACCGGAGUCCUCUUCAGCUUGCCAGUCCAGGGUGUCUGCUCCCUCUCUGGGCCCCCUCUCCUCCAGUAAACUGCCUCCUCCUCCUCUUCACACCUGCUCUGACAGCAGUGUAUUUGCCAACCCGUUCAAGGCUCAGGCAGAGCAGAAGCUGAGCGCCCUGCAGAAACACGUCCCCCUCACCAUGCACGCCAAACCCUCCCACAUAGGAGGCAAGAGGAUGUGCGUGUCCUACAGGAAAGACGGAAGGUGCAGGUUUGGGAUCAAAUGCAAGUUUGCUCAUGACAGUGACCUCCAGACUGACAUCCACACACCUGUGAGUGAAGACACACCUGUGUCAGAUCAGUCACAUGCAGGUGAAGGAUCCCAGAACCCCCGGCAGGACAUCAAAGAGGAAGAGUCAGGAGGGCAGCAGGUGAAGAAGAGGAAGGUCGGACUGAGUAACACGUUGAUUCCUCCUAAAAGAGCCAUGAAGCAGUACACCAUGCAGAGGGAGAGAGAGCAGGUCAACAUGUCCUGAUGGGUGUUUUCUGAGCUGUCAUAAAGCAAUAUUACUGGGGUAUGUCCUCUGUGUAUGUGUUGUAGAAAUUGUGCUCUAUCCUAUAGGACCAAUUAAUAACUCAGGCAUAGUUAAAUCCAGCACUUUAGUCUAAAGCUUCUAACACUUUUAUUACCCACAAUCCCAUAUUGAGAGCAGUUUGUGGGUUCAAGAAUAUUUUGUCAUGUCAGGGCUCAACAAGGAUUGCCCAAUAGCCAAGGGCAAGAAAACUGCAAAGUCAGGCUUGUACAUCUAACUUUAUAGCCCAUAGAAAAAGGGGUUAAAAAAUUAACCCUCUGAAACCUAAGAAAAUCUGCUUGAUUUCUUUUAAAAACAUGGAAAGAAGGAAAUGUGUACCAAAA
This is a messenger RNA of Plectropomus leopardus (leopard coralgrouper), 1350 nucleotides long. RefSeq lists its product as uncharacterized. NCBI's taxonomy places the organism in Eukaryota, Metazoa, Chordata, Actinopteri, Perciformes, Serranidae. Gene Ontology annotation, molecular function: metal ion binding. The record is from RefSeq and is a predicted model, not a curated record.